Dioscorea cayenensis subsp. rotundata (Guinea yam) is the source of this 2679-nucleotide messenger RNA. Its product is annotated as serine/threonine-protein kinase 24. Gene Ontology annotation, molecular function: protein kinase activity; ATP binding. The record is from RefSeq and is a predicted model, not a curated record. The coding region runs from base 167 to 2443 and encodes 758 amino acids. Gene Ontology annotation, biological process: protein phosphorylation; regulation of MAPK cascade; intracellular signal transduction. NCBI's taxonomy places the organism in Eukaryota, Viridiplantae, Streptophyta, Magnoliopsida, Dioscoreales, Dioscoreaceae. The transcript has 18 exons.
AUUUCCGCUUACCUCGCACUGACAGCCUGUCUCCAGUGAGACACUGUACCGUCAAAGACGUUAGGUCAGAGUUCACUAAUGAUCACCGGUGUAUGAUCCGACUCGACCCUUUUAUCACACCGAGUCACACCGAGUUCCUCUUCGUCGCGGCUCGCGAGGUCUGACGAUGGAGCCGUCACGCCGGAAGCAAUCGGAGAUCUACUCCACGGUGGUGAUCCACGGUGAUGAUUCCGAUCAGGAGGAGGACGAUGAGUCUUUACCGCCUCUCCUGCAGCGUGUUCCCAAGGAUUUUGGGGCGGCCAUCGAUGAUGACGAUGAUGGAGACUCAUCGGUUUCUGGAACCGUUGUUGUCCGUCGAGACCGGCGAGCUAUGCGGUCCCCCUUCCUGGAUAUCCAGCGUGUGAGCCCGCGGGCGAGAUCGGACGCGGAGGAUGCGUACUCGACCUUUGUUGUAAGACCUUCGGCGACGGAGGAGUCGAUCUCGGGUACCUUCAUUAGGAGGACGGGGGGUGGCGGUGGGUUUGGGUCUGCGAUCAGUGGUGGUGAGUUAGGGUUAUGGUUUGGUCAGGGGCUUGGAGAGGAGACGAGACAAAGGCAGCGUAAGGCGUCGGUGAGCUCAGUGCCGGAGAGUGUUACCAGGGAGGAUCCGUCUACAAAGUAUGAGCUGCUUCAUGAACUUGGUAAAGGAUCAUAUGGAUCUGUUUAUAAAGCUAGGGACAUAAAGACUUCCGAGCUUGUUGCUAUCAAAGUGAUAACCAUGAGCGAAGGGGAAGAGGGGUAUGAAGAAAUCCGAGGAGAAAUUGAAAUGCUGCAGCAAUGUAGUCAUCCCAAUGUGGUACGGUACUUUGCAAGCUACCAAGGAGAAGAGUAUCUCUGGAUAGUUAUGGAGUACUGUGGGGGUGGAAGUGUUGCUGACUUGAUGAAUAUCACUGAGGAGCCUUUAGGAGAAUCCCAAAUUGCAUAUAUUUGCAGAGAAGCUUUGAAGGGUCUUUCUUACUUGCACUCAAUAUUUAAAGUUCAUAGAGAUAUAAAAGGUGGCAAUAUUUUGCUUACUGAACAGGGAGAGGUAAAGUUGGGUGAUUUUGGUGUUGCUGCACAGCUGACUAGAACCAUGUCUAAACGUAACACGUUCAUCGGUACUCCUCAUUGGAUGGCUCCAGAAGUUAUACAAGAAAGUCGUUAUGAUGGAAAGGUUGAUGUGUGGGCUCUUGGUGUUUCAGCAAUUGAAAUGGCAGAGGGAUUGCCGCCAAGAUCUACUGUACAUCCGAUGAGGGUGUUGUUUAUGAUAUCCAGUGAGCCUGCUCCAAUGCUUGAAGAUAAAGAAAAAUGGUCUCUACUUUUUCAUGAUUUUGUGGCCAAAUGUUUGACAAAGGACCCACGGCUGCGCCCGACUGCUCCUGAAAUGCUUAAGCAUAAGUUUAUUGAAAAAUGUGAUUGGGGAGCAGCAAAAAUGUUGCCAAAGAUAAAGAAGGCAAGGCAUAUCAGAACAGCAUUGGCGGCACAAGCACAAGCACAGGCACAAGCUCAACUUUCAGAGGGUGACUCAGCAGUCAGCCCAGUUGAGCAAGCAUGGGCUAUUAGUGUGAAUGAAAACUAUGGGGACACUGUUCCAUCAAAACCCCUGAAGCGUCCUUUUCAUGGAGCGUUAGCUGAGGUGCCCGAGGACAGUAGUUCAGGAAAGCAUCCAAUGCCCAACUGGGCUGAACAUAGUGCAGGUGACUUUGGGACUGUUAUAGUUCACCCUGAAGUUGGAGUUACUAUUGAUGAUAUUCAAACACCUAUGUCCAGUACAAAAGAAUCCUUGCCAGGACAAAUUGAUGUGAGAAGUUCUCUGCAAGAUAUGGGAGCCAAAGACAUUAAUUUCACGGUGGGCAGUAGAACUGGUACUUUGAUCAAUAAGAAUUUAGAUAUAGAUUCAAAGCCUGAACCAGCAGGAUUGCCAGAACAGGGCAUCAAUUCCCAGUCUCAGGGGCAAGGUCUUAAAUCUGGACAAAAUGAUGGCACAAGCACGCUGAAGAGUGGUACUACUAGCUGCAAAUUUUUUGCAGUGCAAGAUAAGCUCAGGUCUGUAUAUGCUGCUGGUAGUACUGUGCCUGUACCAUUUCUGAAGGCCAUAGACAUUUCUCCUUUAGCUCUCGUGUCAGAUAACUUCACCGGCGAAGUACCAGGAACUAGUGAUGAUGCUGCUCUAGAAGCAGUGAAGGAGCUCCUCAGUGGUGAUGGACAAACAAAGAAAGGACGGAGAGGCCAAAAUGAGGUACAACUACCUCCUGGAGUAUAUCAGAGACUAACAUCAAGUCCAACACUAAUGAAUUUAGCUCAGGCUUUGGCUUACCAUAAAAUGUGCUACGAGGACAUGCCUCUGCAAGAGCUGCAACCAACUCAAGAGCAACAAACCAUUCAAAAUCUUUGUGAUACUCUUCGAACCAUUUUACGGUUGUAAGUCUUGAUCAAUAUGAACAUCUACGAUGUUUUGGAUCUCUUUAGAACUCUUAUUCUCUUAUCCGCCCAUUUUUCAGUGGGUUUUAUUUCCUGCUGUUGCAAAUUUUCGGGCUUAAUCUUCAUAUGGAACAAAAAAAAAUAAAUAAUAAUUGUAUGAUGUACAACUAAUUUUUCGUCUUUUCAAGAUGAUAUGUAAUUAUGACGACCUCACUCGCUAUGAAGGUAAUGAGUUUUUUA